GUAAAACUUGAUGCCGGUCUGAGCCGGACGCUGAUGCGGAUCUUCAGCUUCAGACUUUUAGAAGUUGAGACGCCUUCAAGCUCCUCUGGUUGUAGCUGGUUAUUGUGGUUGUACUGGGAGGACUGGUAAUGGGGCCCCGUCCUGUCCGGCUCACGCUGCUGCUGCUGCUCCUCGUCAACCUAAUGGUGACGGUUUUGGCGGAGAGCCGGGACUACUAUGAUCUGCUGGGAGUCAGCAGGGAGGCCACGACUAGAGAGAUACGCCGGGCCUUCAAGAAGCUGGCGCUCACCAUGCACCCCGACAAGAACCCUGGCGACCCCUCAGCCCAUGAGAAGUUCCUGCAGGUAAAUCGAGCCUACGAGGUUCUCAAGGACGAAGACCUUAGGAAGAAAUAUGAUAAAUAUGGAGAAAAGGGAUUGGACGAGCAGCAGGGAGGACGUUACGAGAGCUGGAACUACUACCGCUAUGACUUCGGUAUCUAUGAUGAUGAUUUGGAGAUCAUCACGUUGGACAGCGGAGAUUUUGAGGCUGCAGUGAACUCGGGAGAAAUCUGGUUCAUCAACUUCUAUUUCCCACGAUGCUCACACUGUCACCAGCUGGCUCCAACGUGGAGGGAGUUUGCUAAGGAGAUGGACGGCGUGAUCAGGAUUGGAGCAGUGAACUGUGGAGACAACAACCAUCUCUGCAGGAGGCAAGGCAUCAACAGCUACCCCAGUCUGUUUAUAUACAGAGCAGGACAGAAACCAGAGAAGUUCAAUGGGGAGCGUUCUAAAGACGACCUGGUUCGCUUCUCCAUGCGGUUUAUCACAACAACUGUCACUCAGCUUUGGCAAGGUAACGUGUUCAGCGAGAUAGAGGGCGCGUUCUCGUCAGGGCUCGGCUGGCUGAUCACCUUCUGCUCUGACACUGGAGAUUGCCUGGAGCCAAGAACAAGACAGAAGCUGGCAGGAAUGUUGGAUGCUCUGGUUAAAGUGGGAUGGAUGGACUGCACCACACAGCAACAGCUCUGUGACAGUUUCCAGGUGAGCAGUGGAGCGACAGCUUUGUUCCCCCCUGGAAGUUCUCUGGAUCAACAAGGCAGCGUACUGUGGCUGAAUACUCUGGACAGUAAAGAGAUUUACAGUCAGGUCCUCAACCAUCUGCCUGAUCUGGAGCUGUUGACCAGCGACAGCUUCCAGAGGAAGCUGGCCCAUCAUCGCUGGUUGGUCAGUUUCGCGUUUGGAGACAGAAGCACUGCCUCCAACGAGUACAAGAAGCUGCAAGCUUUCCUCAGAAAUGACCACAUACAGGUCGGCAGAGUGGACUGUAUAGCAGACCCCGAGCUGUGUCAGUCUCUCUACAUCCAUAAGCCCUGCGUGGCUGUCUUCAAAGGACUGGGAAUCCACGACUUUGAGAUCCACCACGGUAAAGAUGUGUUGUACAACAUCGUGGGGUUUGCGAGGGACAGCGUUCGCGCUCAUGUGACGACUCUGAGGCCCGACAACUUCCCUUCAGACAGGAAGGAGCCUUGGCUGGUCGACUUCUUUGCUCCGUGGUGUCCUCCGUGCCGAGCUCUACUGCCUGAACUGAGAAAAGCGUCCAUCCAGUUGGCGGGACAGAUGAAGUUUGGCACAUUGGACUGUACCAUCCACCACAACCUCUGCUCUAUGUAUAAUAUUCAGGCGUACCCCACCACGGUGAUCUUUAACGGUUCCUCUGUUCAUGAAUAUGAAGGACAGCAUUCAGCAGACGGCAUCCUGGAGUUCAUACAGGAUCUGGUCAAUCCAUCUGUGGUGGUCCUGGAUCCUUCCAGCUUCACAGAGAGAGUUAAAGGUCGAGCUGAAGGGCAGAUCUGGGCGGUGGAUUUCUACGCUCCAUGGUGUGGUCCCUGUCAGGCUCUGGUUCCUGAGUGGAGACGCAUGGCCAGGCUGCUGUCGGGUCAGAUCCUGGUCGGGUCAGUAGACUGUCAGCGGUUUCAGAUGUUCUGUCAGAGUCAGAGUGUGAGGGCAUACCCCGAAAUCCGACUGUACCCCGGCAACAGCCGGCAGCCAGAUCGUUACAUGAGUUAUAAUGGUUGGCACAGAGAUGCUCAUUCACUGAGAACAUGGGCACUGAGUUCUUUACCCAGAGCAUCGGUGGACCUGACUCCAGAGUCCUUCCGCUCUCUGGUUCUGUCUGGUCAGGAUCACUGGGUUCUGGAUUUUUACGCCCCCUGGUGUGGACCUUGUCAGCACUUCGCCCCAGAAUUUGAGGUCCUGGCUCUGAUCCUUAAAGGGGAGGUUCGGGCAGGGAAGGUGGACUGUCAGGCCCAUUAUCAGACCUGUCAGUCAGCUGGAAUCACCGCCUACCCGACCGUCAGAUUUUACCCGUACCUGGGAAAAAGGAGGUCUGAACACAGCCGGGAACACAUCAAUAGCCGGGAUGCUAACGUGAUCGCUGACACCAUCAGACAGCGGCUACAGCAGCUGUCGCCACAGUUACACAGCAAAGCAAAGGACGAGCUCUGAUGAUCCUGGGGUUGUGCUGUGAAAAAGACCAGCAGAUCUCAUUGGUCAGGGAGGGACGGAAGGAGAUUUGAUUGGACCAGCUCAAUGAUCCAUCGAUAAACUAUCCUCUAAGACCACAGCUGUAGCAACAGACAGACAGAAGGACACUGGCUGUUACCUGCUGUGUUGAAUGUACUGGACACUUCUUCCUUUUUUUAAUGUCUUUUUUAUUUGUCUCCAUCGUUUGUAUUUACUCUAUGAAGUAAAACUGUGGGACACUGUAUACUGGACACUGACGCACACACGCACACACACAGCCAGAUGUUGACAUAGUGUUGUAUUUUAUUGUUCAUGUAGAAGCUGUUGGACUUUCAGAAUAAAAGUGUGUUUCUCUUUAAAAAAGAUUUCAACAGUCACAUCGGUUUUACAACCUUCACUGCAGAUUUUAUUCCACCUUUUAUUACAAAUUCUAGUAGAUCUCAGAAGUCACGUAGAGUUAGAACAGUUAGUCAGUUAAUCGAUUAGUCAGUUGAUAGAAAAUUAAUGGGCAACUAUUUUGAUAUCUGACUCAUAGUUUAACCAUAAAUGCCAAACCUUCUUUUGUUCCAGCUUCUCAAAUGAGGCGAUUUGCUGGUUUUAUAUUGUAAAUUGAAUAUAUUUGGGUUUUGGACUGAUGCUUGGACAAAACGAGACACGUUGGACUCCGGGAAACUGAAACAGGCAUUUUCCUCCAUUUUCUGAUGUUUUAUACCAAGAGAUCAGUGGAGAAACUAAUUGAUGAUGAAAAUAAUUGUUAGUUGCGGCUCUCAAGCCAUGUAGAAGCUACAUAAUACGGAAUGAAUCCGCAUUCUUCUAAUCAUUAUGUGUGUGUCAGCUUUCGUAUCCUUUGUGUCCUCUAAUUUAAAGUGUAUGUUAGUAA
Molecule: messenger RNA, 3384 nt
Organism: Xiphias gladius (swordfish)
Lineage: Eukaryota; Metazoa; Chordata; Actinopteri; Istiophoriformes; Xiphiidae
Gene: dnajc10
Product: DnaJ (Hsp40) homolog, subfamily C, member 10
Exons: 25
Coding region: 129-2486 (785 amino acids)
Source: RefSeq, a predicted model, not a curated record